This is a messenger RNA of Acanthoscelides obtectus, 3003 nucleotides long. The record is from the annotation of a GenBank genome assembly. Lineage: Eukaryota; Metazoa; Arthropoda; Insecta; Coleoptera; Chrysomelidae.
UCAGCCCAGACAGGACGGCUGAAAAAACUGAAACACCGCUUUCAGCCAGUGUUUCUCAGACACGGAAAAUAACGAUGGUCGCGUAUUCAUGCACCGAAAUAGCACCUCACCGUGUUUGUUUACGCCUAUAGUUUUAAUGUUCGCCGAUUAGAUACUUUACCCUUCACCUGCACAGUAUCGUCCUCUACAUGUGGAUCGUAGACAGCACCCCUCCACAAUUGGGAGUUGAGCAUACUUGUGAUGUGUCUUCCCUUACCAGUCCAGUACUAGUCUUCACCAGCCAGUUGGUGAGGUAGGAGCCCUCAAAGAGAAUGAUGCAUGAGUAGCUGACUUUGGCAUUGGCGACACUGCCACCGGCCGCCCCGAUUCGUCGUCAUUCCGCCCUCCGAUAUGGCAUCGGUCGCCGCUUGGCUGCCCUUUGCGCGAGCGGCGGCCAUUGGCUGGGUGCCCAUCGCAACCCACCCUCUACCCCCGCCCCCCGUGCCCAAGGACCGUCGGAAGGCGGACGACGAAAAGCUGCUCAUCAAUGUCUCGGGCAGGAGGUUCGAGACCUGGAGGAACACUCUCGAGAAAUACCCUGAUACCCUACUGGGCUCCAACGAGAGGGAGUUCUUCUACGAUGAGGAUGUUAAGGAAUAUUUCUUUGAUAGGGAUCCAGACAUUUUCAGGCAUAUCCUGAACUACUACAGAACAGGCAAACUGCACUACCCGAAGCACGAAUGUCUGACGAGUUACGAUGAAGAGUUGGCCUUUUUUGGAAUACUUCCGGAUGUCAUAGGAGAUUGCUGUUACGAAGACUACAGAGACAGAAAACGUGAGAAUGCCGAGAGACUGAUGGACGACAAGUUGUCGGAAAAUGGGGAUCAGAACAUGCAGCAGCUGACCAAUAUCAGGCAGAAGAUGUGGCGGGCUUUCGAAAACCCGCACACGUCGACUGCAGCGUUAGUGUUUUAUUAUGUGACAGGAUUUUUCAUUGCUGUGUCAGUGAUGGCCAAUGUGGUCGAAACUGUGCCCUGUGGAAGCAGACCUGGGGGAGCGGGAUCAUUACCUUGUGGUGAACGGUACAAAAUAGUAUUUUUCUGCUUAGACACGGCGUGUGUGAUGAUCUUCACAGCAGAAUACCUUCUUCGAAUGUUUGCAGCACCAAAUCGUUACAAAUUUGUUAGAUCUGUUAUGAGCAUCAUCGAUGUUGUAGCCAUCCUUCCCUAUUAUAUAGGCCUGGGAAUCACCGACAACGACGAUGUGUCAGGAGCAUUCGUGACCCUAAGGGUUUUCCGAGUGUUCAGGAUCUUCAAGUUCUCCAGGCAUUCACAAGGUCUGAGGAUCUUGGGAUACACGCUCAAGUCUUGCGCUUCCGAAUUGGGCUUCCUCGUGUUUUCCCUUGCGAUGGCUAUCAUUAUAUUCGCCACUGUGAUGUUCUAUGCUGAAAAGAACGUUGGAAAAACGUUCACAUCUAUACCAGCAGCCUUUUGGUAUACCAUUGUCACCAUGACUACAUUAGGAUAUGGUGACAUGGUGCCUGCAACGAUUGCAGGCAAGAUAGUAGGGGGUGUAUGCUCACUGAGCGGAGUACUGGUGAUCGCACUACCAGUACCUGUCAUUGUAUCCAACUUCAGUAGGAUAUACCACCAGAAUCAAAGGGCCGAUAAACGGAAAGCGCAAAGGAAAGCUCGGUUGGCCCGCAUCCGUAUCGCUAAGGCUUCAUCAGGUGCAGCUUUCGUCAGCAAAAAGAAAGCUGCGGAAGCCAGGCUAGCAGCUCAAGAAUCAGGUAUCGAGCUUGACGACAACUACAGAGAAGAGGACAUAUUUGAGUUGCAACAUCAUCAUCUACUUCGGUGCUUGGAGAAAACUACAGAUCGAGAAUUUGUCGAGCUAGAAGUGCCUUACAAUGGUCACCCCAAGCGUCCUGGUUCUCCCUCCCCGAUGGCAAGUCCCGCUCAUUCGGCCAUCUCAGUGGGACUGCUCCAAUCAGUCUGCGGCAGGUGUUGCCCUAGGAGGUAUCAACAAACCUAUGGGAAAUACAUGCCUGCCGCAAGUGCAAGCCAAACAAACCAAACGUGAGACAAGAAUGUUCAUUCCGCCAGCUAGGAUAUUUGCAGAGGCUGAGGCUCCCCGUGCCGGUACCCUACAAUGGCCACCCGAAGAGACCAGGUUCUCCCUCCCCGAUGGCAAGCCCCGCUCAUUCUGCCGUUUCAAUAGGACUUUUCCAAUCCUGCUGUGGCAGGUGUUGCCCAAGGAGGUACCAGCAAACCUGUGGCAAGUACAUGCCUGCCGCAAGCGCCGCUCAAACAAACCAAACUGGUGCUGGAAUGGAUGGUACCUAUCUCGUCGAGGCGUCUUUCUAGACAUAUCACUCUCCGUGCGUUUCUCAUUUAUUAUUACUAUUAGCGAGGUCAUAUAAGUUCAGGAUAUUACAGAAAUGAGACACUUUUCUGACGGGCAAAGUGUAAUAUUCCUGGGCUGUUCUGAAUCAAAAUUUCGAGCCUAUGCUCUUAUAAUAGAAAAUGUCUCGAAGAGUCUUUGAUGGAUGUAUUUUUUUGUCGCUUUUUUUGUUCUGGACAGUGUAUUUGAUGAGCUGAGUUCACCAAUUUUUUUAAAAAUAGAUGAGUCAUUUUCCGUAAGGAUUCUUUGGGGUUAUUUGUGUGAAUACAGGAGAAACUGUAUACAAAAUGAUCCAAAAACGUUUUAUCCAAAAUUGCUUCCAAACAUAAUACUAAUCCCUUAACGAGAUACAGGGUGUUGUUUUAUUUACGAAACCGAAUAAUAUACAGGGUGUCCCAGAAAUAACAAGCCAGAGUGACAUGGGAGGUAGAUUCGCUUCGGAUCAAUCAGAUAAAAUCAACGUGACCUUAGUAAAAGUUUCCUAGUUUUCGAGAUAUUGCACACUUUUAAUUUUUGUUUUAAAAAUCACUACUUUUUGCUAAAUGCCCGUUAUGGCUAUAAAUAACCUCUGAUUUAUGAUUUUUUUCCUGGGCUACAAUUUAUAAUUUUUUUGUACAACCG